This is a messenger RNA of Dermacentor andersoni, 3674 nucleotides long. It is a transcript of the gene Naa35, whose product is annotated as N-alpha-acetyltransferase 35. Gene Ontology annotation, cellular component: NatC complex. Gene Ontology annotation, biological process: N-terminal peptidyl-methionine acetylation. Lineage: Eukaryota; Metazoa; Arthropoda; Arachnida; Ixodida; Ixodidae. The record is from RefSeq and is a predicted model, not a curated record.
GCCAGCAUGAGCGUUAUCAUCGAAAAUGGCGGAAGAGGAGCAUUCGUUUCUAGACGGUGGCCGAGAAAACGCACUUUUGUGCAAAAAUGAUCCGCCAGCACCAACAUAUUGCUGGAAAGACAUCACGACGGAGUUCAGAGAAGCCACCAGUGAGCUUGAACUGGGUGAGCUCGUCCACGACGAAAUGUUCACGCUCUUCGAAGCCAUGUCUGCAAUUGAAAUGAUGGAUCCGAAAAUGGACGCUGGAAUGAUGUGUAACUUUGGCAACAAGAAAGUGAUGAAUUUUGACCAAGCUCUGAGUGCGGGUGUGCUCAAAAUAGCCGAUUUGAGCCCGGCAGAACACAUCGGCAUAAUCGACUCGACACUUGCUUGUCUUGUAACGUGGCUGGAAGGCCACUCUUUGGCACAGACCGUGUUCACUAACUUAUACCUGCACAAACCACACCAAGUUGAGGACAAGGUGAUGAAGGCUUUUUCUAUCUGUGUCCUCAAGAUGGUCGACAUGAUUAAGAACUUCGUCACCAAGGCCGCUGUGUUCGAGGAAGAAGACUUCCAGCCGGUUGUGUAUGGUUUCAAAUUGGCCUGGGACGUCACCGAAGUCAGGGCCGCAGGAAUGAUGAAGGAGAUCGAGGAUGAACUCUCAAAGAAAGUAAAGGCAACUAGGGCAAAGCCUGGAGAAGAGCUGGACUCGGCGCAACUGGCCUGCCAUGAAGAGGCCGUGGCAGUUUACUCAAGAAUCAAGUUCUGCCGUUUCUUCCAGCAGGCACUGAUCGUUUUCAACAAAAAGGGAAGCGACGGUGUCGAAGAAGUGGAGCGCCUUCUUCAGCAGUGCCUUGAGGUUCUGCCCGUUCUGCGGCGCACCAUCGCACUAGGUGUGCAGCCCGACCCCAAUGCGGAAGGAACCAACCGCGCUGACUACCCAACGGUUAUGGGAUUCGAGCCAUUGGUUAACCAGAGGCUACUUCCGCCCACUUUUCCCCGUUACACGAAAAUAAAGCCACGCGAGGACACCAUGGACUACCUGGAGGCCUUGAUCGGUCGGCUGCGACAUGUGUGCCGCAUCGUGGACUGCACCUCGUUUCACUCGGCCAUCGACUUCCUUGGCGAGUUUAGCAAGACCUGGCCUUGUGUCCUGUCGAGGUCCGUGGUUCAGCUUUUGUACUUGCCCUGCCCGGGCAAGGUACUCGGCAACUUGACCAUGGUGGAUGUUCUCAAGGACUCAGUCCGUACUUUCAUCCGGCCACCCGUGCUGUCGCAGCGAGGCAAUAAUGCCCUCGGCAACCAUCCACAUGCCCGUGAGCUUGUUGAUGCUUUCCUCAACCACUGCGUGCGGCCGUUCACAUCCAUGGUGCACAUCAGUGGCCACAACAGAGCACGCCAACGAGACAAAUUGACACACCUUCUGGAGGAACUUGCUGUGCUGCAGGAUGAAGCAGAUCGCCUUGACACAGUGCUGCACAGCAUCUCGCUUAAGAUGGAGUCAUCCCUGCCUCACCAACCUCCACAGCAGCUAGCUUGCUUCACCACUUGGGUGCUGCACCACGUCCUUCGCACCAUGAUUCGCUAUCUUCUCUCAGGCUUUGAGCUCGAACUAUACUCUGCACAUGAAUAUGGCUACAUCUACUGGUAUUUGUACGAGUUCCUCUAUGGCUGGAUGAUCUCGGCACUUUCGCGUGCUGAUGCAUUCCUGAUGGAACAGGAGGCACGUGCUGAACAGCAACGCACUGGGCGCCCUGUGAAGAAAGGCAAACGCCGCAAGAAACCCUGCCCCCACAGCCGUGAAAUCUUCAUAAGCCAGGCAUAUCAGAAUUUAUGUGGUGGCUAUUACAAGACGUUGGCAGGCUUCACACUGGAUGGCAAGCUGCGCAGGCCGUGCCCCGAGUUUGACAAGGAAAAGGUUCGCUAUGAACAUCGUUUUGCACCCUUCAAUAGCAUCCUGACACCACCUCCUGUACAGUAUGCCCAGUACAAGGAGAUGACUGAUCCAUACAAGUACCAGCCACCUCCGACACCAGAGGAUAUGUACUUGGCAGCAUGCAAGUGCUUCCAGAAUGUGCGCAUGUUGCUCGACAAUGUGCCUGACCUCAACAGUGAACUGACUAGUGUAAUGAAAGUGGCCAAGACAAACUUUGUUGUUGUGAAACUUUUGCUGAGCGGCCACAAGAAGGAUUCCACAAUCUUGCCGGAAUUUGACUUCAGCCAGCACAAGAAUUUUCCCAUCAUCAGAAUUUGAAUGACAGCAUUGUACGCAUUGCAUUUUUUAUACCACUGUACUUCACUACUGCUCCCAGUGUGUCUGCACCUCAUGGGAACUGCUCAGGUCGUUUGUAAUUGCAGCAACACUUGAUGUGUUGUUUGUACUGGUAGCAUCAUUUCUACUGCAGGAAAAUGGCACUUCAUGUUUACAACAUGGGCAAUCUUUACAAGGAUCAUAAACAUUGCGAUUUGUGCUCUUUAAGGGAUACUUGUGACAGAAGCAUUUGCAAAAGACUUGGUUCAUUACAAAUUAGUUAAUCAAAGUUGGAAACUUUAUAUACUGCAAGCUGAGAUUUCUAUGUGUACACCAACGUUGCUGAAUACUUCCAGUCAUAUGUCUGCAAUUAAGUAAAACAUCCUGGUAUUCUCAGGAUAGUUAUGACUUUUUAUUUUUUGCAUUAAACGAAUGUCCAAAACUUCAAAACCCCAGAAAAAUACUGGCAAGCCUCAGAGUACCCUAAAUAAUUUCUAACUAGGUUAUGUACCAUUUUCAGUUUUAUUUCCCAAGAGGUGUGUGUCGGAACAUCAUGACACAGGUGGUCAUCACGUGGAAGCAGAAUAUCACAACAUUUUGGCACUUGCUUCGUUUUGCUGGGUCGUCUUUUCCGCUGCUACUCAUUGUAUGGCCCAGUGUCACAACACAGAAAACAACCAAGCAAGUAGGAGAGUGCUAAAACGUUGCAGUGUUGUGCUCCCCCAUGACAACCUUCUGCAUUAUGACAUCGUGAUACAGGCACUACCCGAGGAAUGAAAUUUUUAUUUUCCUCAUAGUUGCACAGCAGCUAGGGAGAGGGGACGCAGACCAAACAAAAGCUGCUUGAUGCAGCUCGGAGAAAUGAAACCAGUUUUUUGUGCAUAGAAAAUCCAUUUUAGUAAAUCAUUUAGGGUGCUCAGAAGCUUGCCAGCAUGUUUUCUAUGAUGUGUCUGGAAGCCUGAAAUAACGCAGAAAGAUUUUUGAAAUCUCAUGCAGUGUAUUGGUUAACCUAACACAAUACACAGUAUGCGUAUGCUGCCUUGUGUUGCUUUACUGUUGCUUUGUGGUAGCAUUGGUGUAGACUCCCUGCCAUUACAGAAAUGUUAGCUAUGCUGUAGGUCCAAAGUAGUUUACUCAGUGCCAAGUUCACGCUGUAAAUUGGCAUACAUAAAACGACGAGCCAUGUCACCAACAAAUUAUGAACUGCCAGAAAUCUGUGCAAACAGUGCGCUUCUAAAUACAGUACAGUGGUACACGUUGUUAUUCAAACAUGACAUUUUUGUUGCAGACCCAUCUCUGUGCUGUACCAGUUGUAAAUAUUUUCAUCUGCAGAACAGUAUAGGUCUUAGCAUUGUGUCAUACAAAUGUCAUUGUUACACUAACAGGGCCAAAGGGUUUAGAUGAAAAUGUGUUUUAUUUAAAAUAAAGCUUCUUUCCACUUGUG